CGGGGAAGUGACAGUCAGCCUCGGCUAGACCUAUACUUUCGUGCGCUUGUCUUUUGGGCCACAGCUCGUCCCGCAUUUCCUGGGACGGUCACUGUCUGUCCGCAGUCCAGUUUCGAGUUCGCAUUCCGUUCGAAUUUCAACGGAAGGAAGAUGUUACAGUUCAGGGGAACCUUUGAGAAGGAAAAAAAUGCCUUACAUGAGCUAAACCAGAGGUUAAGAGAGUAUUUGUCCAGGGUGAAGCAGCUGGAGGAGGAAAACAGCUUCCUUAUGACGGAGAUCAAGUCGGUGAGGCAGGAGAGAACGUACGAAUGGGAAAGUGAAUACAAGGCUGAGCUGAGGGAGCUCAGGAGGAUGGUGAAUCAGCUCUCCUUUGAGAAGUCCGAGGCUGAGAUGGAGAGACGGGAGCUCUGGCGAGAGCUGAAGAUGGUCCAGGCUCUGUGCUGCGAGGAGUCGGCGCUGUGUCGAGACGUCGACGCGGAGCUCAGGGCUUGUGAGAAGCAGCUAAAGCAAGCCCACAAAACAAAGCUGGACCUCGAGGAUCGCCUGCUCCUCCUUGAGAACGAGUGCAAGUGCGUUGAAGACGCCCACAGCCGCCAAGCGGCCGAGCUUCGGAGCCAAGCGCGUUCGCGAGCGCGGCCCGUUUUCCACCACGAGAGUCAACCGGCGUCUCCAGCGAUCAGGGCGGACGAGGUGGAGAAAUGGGCGCUUUCCUUGUCCGACACCUGGAGAGAAACUGUAGAUGCGUACCGGCUCAAGAUAGAAGAUGUGGAGAAAUGUUUGCGGUCGGACGAGGCCAAGCUGGAAGAGCUCAGAAAGGAGAAGCUGCUGUGUGCCUCAGAGUCUCGACAACUUUGCUCGGAAGUGGAAAAACAAAAGCAGCGGCAGGUGCACCUGGAGGAGCAGCUCAUGAGCCUGCGGGAGAGCUGCCGAGCGGAGCUCGACCGCUACGAGGUCAUUAUGGAUGAUCUAGAACAGGAGCGGAGUUUUCUGUCCAACACCAUCGCUGAAAAGCUGAAGGAUCACCAAGAGCUCAUGCAGGUCAAGAUGGGCCUGAGCCUGGAGGUGGCUGCGUACAGAGCACUUCUUGAAGGAGAGAAAAAAGAUCGACUUUUGUUGUCAGACCUGAACACAAGGGAAACCUCAAGAAUAAUAGACAUUAGGUUGUCUCCGCAUCCCUACACUUUGAAAGGGACGUUCAAGCCCAGAAAACAUGAAGGAAAAGCAUUCCCAGUAAAUAGAAGUUUUGACGGCAGAUACAUGGCGCCAACCUCAAGAACGACAGCAUACUCUGGAUCAAUUCAGAACAGAUCUUCAGGUGUGACAAGGAUAGUUCCCAUUACUUUUUGUGGCUCAGAUCAGCAAAGUUCAUCAAGGAGAAUGGACCUGCCCUUAUUCACCAGCUCAACCCAGGCUGUCAAUAACAUGCCUUCUCACAAUGAGCAAAAUACAGAUGUACAUAAUAAUGUAACUGAAAGCACAAUUCCUGACAGGUCCCAAUGUUCAGCUGAAGAUUUCGCCAACCCUGACGAUUCAGGCCUCAUGGUCAGUUCCCUCCACGGUCCUCCAACCACAGCAGACAACAAAUCUGUGACAGUGAUGUCACCUCUAGCUGUGAACGAGGUUGUAAAUGCACAGGAUGGCAAAGAGAGAACUAUUCACAUCAAGGUUGAAAAAGAGAAAAAUGACACAAGCACACUUGGUGCGGAGAUCAAGGAAAACAUGCAAGACUUCCAGAAUGUCACAGUGGUAACACAAGACUGCAUUGCUGGGAAUCACUUUGAUGGUCAAGUUUCAAGUCAGUCGCAGAUCCAAGACAAAGAUUAUAUUAAAGAGCCAUGUACUGUGGCUCAGGAAUUUCCAGGUGAAGGGAUGGUGUUGGAAUCAGUUUCUAUGGAAGAAAUCAUUGAGAAGGUUAUGAAACCUGCUGGACUGGAUACAAAGGUAAAUUCACCUUCAGACUCAAAGUUCACCUACCGUGUGGAGAAGUCAGCAGAGGAAAAUGGAACAGCUAAGACUCAGAUCAUCUUGCAGGCUACGAUGCAGGAAGAUGUAGACAUCGCAGAUGAAUCCAUUCUGGAACAGCUCCUCAGUAAGGAUGUGAAGAAAGUUGCUUUGGAAGAUAUCAAGGGAACCCCGACAGGGAGUAUGAUUGAAAAUCUUCUCAGCCUUGGACUGCAGGGAGAUGAAAACAUUGAAAAUAAGUCAAUUAACGUGGAAAUUAUUGAAGAACCACUGGAACAAAAGAGUUAUGAAGAAAAUAAAGUAAAGACAAGUCCAACUUUCAUCCAGCCAUCUUCAGUGUUUUUCCAAAUUGAGGAAGUUGAGAAUGAGGAUGACGGCACCAAAUGCCAUGAUGAUCAGUCUGAAACAAGCAGCACUCCUUUGAUAGUCAAAGGAGAUGACGGAAAGAAAGAUUCCAUCCAAAAUCAGGGAAGUUCUAGAGACUUGGAUUCUCUAGUCUUUGACCAGGACCAUGAAACUGAAUAUUUUGUAUCCACACCAGAUGACGAUAUUUCAGAGCCUGAUGAAGGUAUUUUUUCAUCUAUCGGACAUUACGGUGUGGUGGAUGAUUUAUCAGAUGAACGGUAUUAUCAGGAAGAGUCCCCAAUCAACCUAAGGUUUGAAGAAGCUGAGCGCUAUAGAGCUAUACCCAAAAUGACUUAUGUAAAGAGUGAGCACACAUUUAACAAAGAGCGUUUCCCAGAGUGCAUUAUUGAAGAGGAGGUUCAGGUGUCUCCCACAGUACAGGAAUCCAUGCCUGAGUUCCUACAAGAGGACUCAAUUGACUUGAAAGGGCACGUAGAGGGUGCUUUGGGGAAGCUACAGGAAACAGUAUCAGGCUCGCUGAAGGAGGAGUUGAUUCUUUUGACAAAAAAUGAUCAAGAACCUUUGAACAGUAUAGCUGUCAAGAGUAUGGAGCAGGCAGCAGACAAUGGCACAGUGACCAUUGUAGCAGAGCUCAGUGCCUCUCAGACUCUGGAAGAAUCUGGAAUGCUGGAAGGGCAGAGUGAAUAUGACAGACUUGAGGACAGGCUAAUGGAUGGGUCACAGACAUCCAGUGUAGAACUCCAACAAGUUAUCAGUAGUGGAGUUACAGUCAGUGGAACAGACAGGGAGUAUUUGACUUCCAGAGACCAUGAUGGCAAAGUUGAGGAACACAGUGAACAGGAAGGUUUCCUGACACAAGAGUCAAUCACAAAAGUCAACAAGACAGAGAAACAUAUUAAGCUAGGACCUUCUGAGAAGUCAUUUACUUUCCAGAUGGACAUCAGCAGUCUCACUCCUGCAUCCUCCAGCAGUGAUCCCUUGGAGUCUCAAGGUUUGCACUCAUUGGCUGAGUCAAGCCAAGAGGACAGCAUUAAGGAAAUGACAGAAAAUGGGUGUGGACUUGUGGAGAUGAAAACCUCAAACGAGAAACAGGAUAACGCUUUCAACCUAGAUGAAGCCCAGGAAGGCAUGGCAAGAAACCACGAUGGCUGCUCUACAGAGCAUGUGGGUUUCAGCCAUUUUGUUCAACCUUAUCUGGCAGAACCACAGCUGCAAGUACACCAGGAAAAAAGAAUUGCCACGGUCUACCUGGAGAAUCAAAAGGAUAAUUGAUUAUAAUAUUAUGAUUAUAAUGAGUAUAGUAUUACCAAACAAAGAAAAAUUGUAAGCUCUGUCAAGAUUUGCAUUUCUCUUAUCAAAAUUGAUCAUAAAUACUGCAUGACACCUUACAGGGUUAUUAUUAGUGGUACACAACAUGAACAGCUAGAAUUUGAUUGUUGGCUUUAUAUUAGCAUAAUUUUUUUCUUUUUUAAAUAGGGAGCUUAUGUAUCCGAACAAUUGGAGAGAGAGCAUCAUAACAUUGAAUGUUUCAGACAUAUAAGAUUUCAUACAAAAAUCUUUCCCAAUGUUACAAGAUGCAUUUUGUUUCUUUUAGCACAGUGUCUCUGAAUCUGCUGGAAAUACUUCAGCAAAAUUAAGAAUUGCUGAUUUUAUCUAAUUUGUGCUGUAGUCUUCAAGAAGUUUAGUGCCGUUAUAUUGUGACAUUUCUUG
Scleropages formosus (Asian bonytongue) is the source of this 4038-nucleotide messenger RNA. It is a transcript of the gene synm, whose product is annotated as synemin, intermediate filament protein. The transcript is spliced from 4 exons. Gene Ontology annotation, cellular component: costamere; intermediate filament; sarcolemma. Gene Ontology annotation, biological process: intermediate filament cytoskeleton organization; fast-twitch skeletal muscle fiber contraction. Gene Ontology annotation, molecular function: intermediate filament binding; structural constituent of muscle; structural constituent of cytoskeleton. The record is from RefSeq and is a predicted model, not a curated record. The coding region runs from base 151 to 3600 and encodes 1149 amino acids. Lineage: Eukaryota; Metazoa; Chordata; Actinopteri; Osteoglossiformes; Osteoglossidae.